Messenger RNA from Lotus japonicus, 1672 nucleotides. RefSeq names its product gibberellin 20 oxidase 1-D-like. Lineage: Eukaryota; Viridiplantae; Streptophyta; Magnoliopsida; Fabales; Fabaceae. Gene Ontology annotation, biological process: flower development; gibberellin biosynthetic process; response to light stimulus. The record is from RefSeq and is a predicted model, not a curated record. The coding region runs from base 225 to 1364 and encodes 379 amino acids. Gene Ontology annotation, molecular function: gibberellin 20-oxidase activity. The transcript is spliced from 3 exons.
UAGCAAAACAAUCUUUUAGGAUUCUCAUACGUGUCCUCGACUUCCCCAAUGCAUGGUCUUGGCCUUUCUCCCAACUCUAUUUCACCACCUUUUAUUUAUCUGAUCCUUUGUCUUUGCCAUUCAUUGACACCUCUUCACUCCAUAACUCUUCUACUGACAAAUCACUCUUGCAACUCUUGCAUAAAUAGCCCAAAUAGUGUACCUGUUUUGUGCACACUUCAAACAUGGCAAUGCUUCUUGCACCUCGAAAUACCAUAGAAAAUAUUGACAUGGAUGUUCAGAAACUGAGUUCUGAUACAUCUUUUCAGUCAUACCAAUCUAAAAUACCCUCCCAAUUCAUAUGGCCUGACCAUGAAAAGCCAUGCCUAAAACCACCAGAGCUCGAAGUUCCAACUAUUGAUUUGCGGGCCUUUCUCUCUGGAAACCCACAAGCCUUGUCAACUGUUUGUUCAAAAGUGAAUGAGGCAUGCAAGAAGCAUGGUUUCUUUCAGGUUGUUAACCAUGGAGUUGAUGCAAAGCUCAUAGCUCAAGCUCAUAAGCUCAUAGAUGAUUUCUUCGGCAUGCAACUCUCACAGAAGCAGAGGGCUCAGAGAAAGAUUGGAGAACAUUGUGGGUAUGCUAAUAGCUUCAUUGGAAGAUUCUCCUCCAAACUUCCUUGGAAGGAAACACUUUCUUUCCGUUACUCUGCUGAUAAGUCCAGAAAAACAGUGGAGGAGUAUUUUGUCAAUGUCAUGGGGGAUGAUUUCAGGCAAUUUGGGAGUGUGUACCAAGACUACUGUGAAGCAAUGAGCAAUCUCUCCCUUGAGAUCAUGGAGCUUCUUGGGACGAGCCUAGGAGUUGGCAGGGAACAUUUCAGAGAUCUCUUUGAAGGACAUGACUCCGUAAUGAGACUGAACUACUACCCACCAUGUCAAAACCCUGAGUUAGCUUUAGGGACUGGGCCUCAUUGUGACCCUACCUCCCUAACCAUUCUCCACCAAGAUCAAGUUAAGGGUCUCCAAGUUUUUGUGGAUGGAAGUUGGCACUCCGUUACUCCCAAAGAAGAUGCGUUCGUUGUCAACAUUGGUGACACAUUUAUGGCUCUAUCAAAUGGGAUUUUCAAGAGUUGCUUGCAUAGAGCAGUUGUGAAUAGCAAAGUUGUGAGAAAAUCACUUGCUUUCUUUCUAUGUCCAAGUGCAGACAAAGUGAUCACACCUCCAAAAGAACUGGUUAACAGGGAGAAUCAGAGAAUAUAUCCUGAGUUCACAUGGCCAAGUCUCCUUGAAUUUACACAGAAGCAUUACAGGGCUGACACAAGAACCCUUGAUGCUUUCUCAAGGUGGCUACAAGAGAAAAAACAACUAACAAGCAUUACUAUGUCUUAACUUCUAUCUGUUAGGGUGAGGUAGAUGACAUCGUAUAAAAUGAAAGAGGGUGCUUUUGAUGGAACUAUGAAGAAAAUGAUAACAGAAACUCCAAAAAAAAAUGGCCAAUUCUGUAAUUACUAAUUAGCUGUUCGAGAGUUAGUGUUGUUGGAAUCCUAUAUAUGCAAAUGGAGGAAAUGGACCAAUACUCGGGGAAUAAAGAGUUAUGUGCUAGUGCAAUGAAGUUAUUCCUGUCACUAGCUACUACAGAGUUAUUAGUUGUCCUGAUCUUUCUUGUAAUUAUGCAUGUAUGUAUUAUGUACAACUUU